Gregarina niphandrodes is the source of this 2637-nucleotide messenger RNA. RefSeq names its product reverse transcriptase. The record is from RefSeq and is a predicted model, not a curated record. Bases 1 to 2637 code for a protein of 878 amino acids. Lineage: Eukaryota; Apicomplexa; Conoidasida; Eugregarinorida; Gregarinidae. The transcript has a single exon.
AUGGGCAAUCAAGGGCUAACGCUCGUCGAUACCAACGGCGACGACUUGGAACCAGAGCAGGCCAGACGACAACUAAGACAAAUGCUACACGAUAGAUGGAGCAAAGCCGAUACUGCACGAAUACCACCAAAGAGGGAAUCGAGGGUCUACCUCGACCAACCCCCCCAUACCGAGGAGAUCGUUGCCGCCAUUAAAGCUAUUAACAAGAAAGCCGCCACUGGACUUGACGGAAUACCUGCAAAGCAUGUCCACCAUAUACCGACUGACGAUCUUGAACAAUUCAUCCACCUAGUGUGGACGGAUACACGGCUGCCACGCCAGUUGGUUGACAUGAAGGUGAAGCCGAUACCAAAACUACUACCACGGACCACUGUGGAGAAUACCAGGCCCAUUACCAUACCAUCGACUAUAAUGAAGAUCAUCAACCAAGUCAUACUACAACACAUUACACCAUACAUCGAACUACACCUACUGCCACAACAACACGCUUACCGAAGAGGAAAAGGAACUGGUACCGCGGUAACCGAACUCUUCGCUAAAUUCAACAGACCUGGACAGACACUACUGCUGCUAGACUUGUCGAAGGCUUUCGACACCGUUGACCACACUGCCCUCUUCGCAGCCCUAAGAGCCACCAACAUACCCAGCAAAGAGUACAACUUAAUACGCGAUCAAUACAUCGAUGCUGAGGUACGAAUACAGUGGGCCAAACGCUACACCACACCCUUCCCGUUGACGAACGGCAUCAGGCAAGGAUGCACUCUCAGCGCUACGCUAUUUAAUCUGGUAGAAGCUGAGAGAGAAAAGAAAUGUCGACGCAAGAUGCACACUAUACCUUACGAAGUUAUAAUGUAUGCGGACGAUAAGGCGGUGAUACUGGAGGACGACACCCACAUACAGAGAAUGCUAGACACCAAUGCCCAAACUGCAAGCGAGUAUGGAAUGCUACAGAAUAAUAGUAAAACAGCACGACUGAAACUAGACAAGGACACCAAGGAGAUACACACUGUUAAGUGGAUGGGGAUCCUGCUUGACAAUAAGCUAAGCAUGAACCAGGAGGUCGAAGCAAGGAUAGAGAAGGCGAAGAAGGCAGCAAAAGACUAUACUGAAGCUAUCAGGAAUAUUCCAUCUUCUAUGAUCAAUGCCGCAGUCAAGGUACGAGGAGCAUGUACGAUUAUACUACCGCACCUUGUCUAUCUGUGGAGGGAGAUUCCCUUCACGCCAACUCAGAGAAACACCCUAACUGACACAGCCACACAAUUACUCGCAAAGGUUUUCAGCAACACCAGUGGUGUGACUGCCACUGCCAUACAACGACAUGUACACGAAAUAACUAAAGGACUAACACCAAGAUUCAAAGAGAUGGCGACCCUUGACCACCUGAUGCCAAAGCAACUGACAGAAGAUGUAGCUAUAAAUACUGAAGCACAACAAGACGGGGUCAAAGGAACUGACAUCUUAUAUGCCCACUCCGACCUGAGGAUAGAUACCCUCCCUGACAAGGGCCCCACUGAAUUAAAGACACGAAUACCCAGACUACAGUUACCGAACCGAGACACAGAGACUAACUUCUUUAGCCCUAGAGAAGAACCGCACUAUGAAGAAACCAGAGAUGUCUUUACCACUGCACUGGAAACCUCACCACCCACACCAGGGUUUGGUCAGGACAAACACUACCCCAACUCCGAAACAAUGGCACUGCGCCUCAAUACUAUCCAAGGGGUUGAGACUGUACAACUAACCUGCCCUUAUUGUGGCAUAACCAAAACCACCAAACAAGCCACCAGGGCACACUAUACAACCACCCACCCUGGAAUGUACAGACCACCGCCGGAUGACCCUUGUUACUGUGCGGCGUGCAGGAGAGUCAUGACUAAGACAUACUUCCGAGAUCACCGCUGUAGGAAACCACACAAGAAUGAAUUUGACUCUAUAGAAUGCCCAGGCUGCCAAAAUCACUACGAGAACCCUGAACUGUCUGCACACAUGAUUCACUGUGUCCGAUUGGAAGGGGUUCUAACCCCCUCUAAGCCGAACACGGGGGCUUUUGAAUUUGCCAAGAAACUACGAGACCUGCUGAAACCGACAACUGCUAAGAAAGCAACCUCCCCAACCCAAAUAACCAUCCCAGGACAGACCAUUGAACAGGCGAGACAGAGCCUGCGACCACAUACGCCGAGGAAACCGGAACAAAGUAACGGAGACUUUAAGCGGAUACCACCUAUACCGAAAGCAAAAGACCACCCAGAAAUCACCACCAAGGAGUUGGUGCAGGAAAUGAGGACAAAUACAGAAGAAGCUAUAAGGACUGAGCAAUCAACCUGCAGACAAUGCAAUAAGGAGUUGAAAUCCAACCAAGCGUUAAGGCGACAUGAAGCCUUAUACCACCCAGGGACGACCAGGCCAAAAGGACUACCAGCACACUGUAUCGGAUGCAACGCUACUUUUAAGACUGCUACCACCUACGUUAAACACAAAUGCCCAGGACCUCUUAACCAGGAACUAGCCGCGAAGAAAUGCCCCCUCUGUGACUCGGAGCCAAUAACUAACCCGGACUAUUCGGUUCAUCUACUGAGACAUCAGGUUUUGAAGAAUGACGGAACAACUACACCAAGGGAUCUAUAUGAUCCACAAUAG